Molecule: messenger RNA, 1717 nt
Organism: Daphnia pulex (common water flea)
Lineage: Eukaryota; Metazoa; Arthropoda; Branchiopoda; Diplostraca; Daphniidae
Product: LIM domain kinase 1-like
Exons: 4
Coding region: 231-1400 (389 amino acids)
Biological process (GO): positive regulation of transcription by RNA polymerase II
Cellular component (GO): nucleus
Molecular function (GO): transcription coactivator activity; DNA-binding transcription factor binding
Source: RefSeq, a predicted model, not a curated record
GCAGUCGUUCAAGUGCCGUCGACACUUGAACAUCGCAGUUCCUCUUUGCGCUAUUUUUCGCGUUGUUUUCAAUUCGUUUUGACUUUUUAAACGUUUCUUCUUCUGUAACAGUUUUAUCUAGCCACAGUUUGGACAGAUCAUUCAUAAAGGCUGUAUAGCAUUUCAAGUGUCGCCUAUAUCCAUUCGUCGCACAAUCCCAUCCAAAAAGAUUUUUGUUUGUGGAUGAAUUGAUGAGAAUGGAGGACGUUCAUCAUCCGCAUCACCACCAUCCGUACCAGCAUCAGGACAUGAUGCGGUCGGGUUCGAUGCACAACAACAACAAACUCCACAACAACAACAACAUUCUCUCCUCUUCCAUGGCGUCCAUGGCGUCGUUGGCGGCCUCUGUCGGCAUGUCCGUUCCAUCCAACCAACACCUUCCGCUUUCAGCUUCGUCUGGGCAGCAGCAGCAGCAACAGAUGAUGUUGGGCGUCCAGCAGCAGCAACAGCAGCCGGUCAUCAGUCACCUGUGCGCCGGCUGUGGGCAGCUCAUCAAGGAUCGCUACCUCCUCCAGGCCCUGGACUCGUACUGGCACGAGGAUUGUCUCAAGUGCAGCUGCUGCGGCUGCCGACUGGGCGAGGUCGGCUCCAAUCUCUUCACAAAAGCCAAUUUGAUCCUCUGCAAAAGAGAUUACCUCAGGUUAUUCGGAGCGACGGGCAAUUGCGCCGCUUGUUGCAAAGCCAUUCCGGCCUUUGAGAUGGUCAUGAGAGCCAAAAGCAACGUCUACCAUCUCGAUUGUUUCGCCUGCCAACAGUGCCACCAGAGAUUUUGUGUGGGCGAUCGGUUCUACCUGUGCGACAACCAAAUCCUCUGCGAGUACGACUACGAAGAGCGGCUCAUUUUCGCCAAUUUGGCAACUUCUUCUUCUUCUUCGAAUUCUUCCGGUUGCGUCAAUCAACAACAACAACAACCGGCGACGGCCCAGCCAUUCAACAACAGGACACCUCUCCUCCCACCACCCACUCUCCCCACCUCUUCCUCCCCUUCGACGAGUCACCACCGGCAACCGGAAGAAUCAACUUCCACCAACAUCACGGCGCGAAUUAUCUGGAACAACCCGACCGGAACGUCCAGCAGCUUCGCAUCGAAUGUUGUUGGGGAGGCCAACAACAUUGGCGAACCUUCAUCCUCCACAUCGCCAGACACUUCAGCUGCUGGGCACGUCGAAGAAGCUGCUGGACUCUUGUCCGGCAAUAUCAAACCGAAAUUCCAUCAGCCGGACCAUUCUUCUCCGGGUGGUGGUGAUGGCGGGCAACAACAACAGCAACAACUACAACAACAACAACAAGUGGUCGAACACGACGCCUCGUCCAGCGGCUACGGUAGUCCCGACUCUGGGGGCCUCAUCGACGAGGGUUAAAUUUAUAAAUUUUGAAAUAAAAUUUAAAAAACGAAAUAAUUUCUAAAUCAUUUCAAUUCAAAUCGAGUCAAAUACGGGCGAGACAUUCCGCACAAAAAAAAUUGUACAUUUUCCGCAUUUAUUUAAAAAAAGAAAUGAAUUCAAAUCAAUUGAAUUUUGAUAUCAAUGUGAUCGAUCUGUGGAAAAAUUCCCACCCAAAUAUUUGUUUUGAAUAAUCGUGGCCGUUAUAAUUAUUUAUUAAAUAAUUCAACGUUUUCUCAUCUGAUUAUAUUAUACACGGCGGGGAAAAUUGUUUUGAGUGUUCUCAUCUUUAUGUU